Molecule: messenger RNA, 1642 nt
Organism: Oppiella nova
Lineage: Eukaryota; Metazoa; Arthropoda; Arachnida; Sarcoptiformes; Oppiidae
Source: the annotation of a GenBank genome assembly
ACGUUUGAUAAGUUUUGUUCGUCUAUUGAUACCAAACAUAAGAUAUUCACGAAUUUGGAUCAAUUGACCCGAAAAUUGGACUACAAAUUGGAUUAUUUUGUCGUAUUUUCGUCGGUCACGUGUGGUAAAGGAAAUGCCGGUCAGACUAACUACUCGUUUGGGAACUCUAUGUGUGAACGUAUUUGUGAACAAAGACGAAGGGAUGGAUUACAUGGUCUGGCCGUACAGUACGGACCCAUCGGUGAUGUGGGGGUGUUUGAAGGGUCCGAUCAGUUAAUAACUUUAACAUCAAUAAGAAAACAGCGGAUCAACUCGUGUUGCGAUGUUUUGGACAAAUUGUUGGCAAUUAAUACACCGAUUGUCACGUCAUUUGUAAAAGCCAACAAACAACGAGAGUCUGGUAACAGAGAAAAGCGUAUUAUUGGUGAGCUAUGGCGGGCACUGGGCAUCGACCCCGACAAUACCCCCGAUCACCUAACCCUGGGUGAGAUUGGGUUGGAGUCCAUGUUUGCCGUAGAGUUUCAGCAGGAAAUGGAAAGGGAGUGGAAUACCAAAGUGAGUCUCAAUCACGUGAAAAGUAUUACUAUAGGAAUGCUAAAGGAAUACCAAUCGGGUAAACUGGAUAACAUAAAAAAGCACGUGGAUGACAUGAAACUUGCCCGGGACCACUUACUCAAACAAAAAUACAUUAUACCCGUUGAGAUAUUCAUACGUCUAAACGGCGUAACCGUUGGAAAACCUGUAUAUCUUUUGCCGACAUUUAUGUUAAACUUCGCUGUGUUUGAAGGGUUGGCCCAAAAGCUAAACCGACCGGUGAUUGGCCUCAAUUGGACCCCCGAUGUGAGCAAAUGUACCACGCUCAAAGAUGUUAUUAAAUAUUACGUCAAAUUACUCAAAAACCUGGAUCCAAACGGGAAGUACGAUGUGGUUGGUUGUCUGGACACCGCUUAUGUCUGCCCAAAGGUAUUGAUGAAGGGAAUGGCAGACAUGGCGGUGAUCAUUGAUCUGAUAAGCGAUGUCCGCUAUUUCGAUGACCAACUCAACGAGGAUUUAAUUUUUGAGUUUAUUUUUGUUGUAAUGUACGGCGAAUUACCGGUUGCUUUUAAAGAUAAAGUUUUGCGCGAGAUUAAAAAGGAGCAGGAUACAAAAGCGAGAGUUAAGUUGAUAGCCAACGAGAUCGCAGACUUCGCCGGCAAAGGACUGGUGGCCACAGAUAUGGAGGAAAUGCUUUACUUAAUGAUAGCCCGGAUUCGUAUGCUAUCGGAGUAUAGACUCAAUAAACGCAAGAAGUUUUCAAAUCGACUGAAACUCGCGAUCGCAAAGAAAUGGGCGAAAAAGACGGGCAAAUUGAUCAUGGUCAAACCCGUCAAACAUGAUUCAGUUGAUGACGUUGAUGUGAUUAUUGAAAAAUCGUGUGAUUUGUAUUUUCUACCCGGAUCGUCGGAUGAAAAUUCCACUGUUCAGGUGGAAAGUGUGAGCACACAAACUACUCGUGAAUUAUUGACCAUUGAAGUUAUGAACAAACUUGAGGCAAUUCUCAAAUAGCAUACAUUUAUCAGGAUUAAUUGUCUGAAUAUUGAUUAAAAAUGAACUGAUUUUUAAAACAUUAAUUAAAAAUUGAAAUAUUAAAAUAUUAAAAUAA